UCUGUUUUCUGUUUACAAGCCUGAAGAUGGCUGCUGCUUCUUCCUGCAAUGUGGAAGAAGACGAGAGCCUGAAGGGAUGUGAACUCUAUGUUCAGAAGCACAACAUCCAACAGAUUUUAAAAGAGUGCAUUGUAAACCUUUGCAUAGCAAAGCCAGACCGACCCAUGAAGUUCCUCAGAGAACACUUUGAAAAAUUAGAAAAGGAAGAAUGCAAACAAAUACUGGCUCGGCAGAAAUCCAGUUCCCAGUCUGAUUCUCAUGAUGAUGAGAUUUCCCCUCCUCCUCCCAACCCAGUGGUAAAAGCUCGACGCAGGAGAGGGGGGGUCAGUGCAGAGGUGUACACGGAGGAGGAUGCUGUUUCUUACGUCAGAAAGGUUAUUCCAAAGGACUAUAAAACCAUGACUGCUCUGGCAAAGGCCAUCUCCAAGAACGUGCUCUUUGCUCAUCUUGAUGACAAUGAACGAAGUGACAUAUUCGAUGCCAUGUUCCCUGUCACACACAUUGCAGGAGAAACAGUCAUACAACAGGGUGAUGAAGGAGACAACUUCUAUGUGAUUGACCAAGGCGAGGUGGAUGUUUAUGUCAACGGGGAGUGGGUCACCAGCAUCGGAGAAGGAGGCAGCUUUGGGGAACUGGCAUUGAUCUAUGGAACACCCCGGGCUGCCACCGUCAAGGCCAAGACAGAUCUCAAGCUCUGGGGCAUCGACAGAGACAGCUACAGACGCAUUUUAAUGGGCAGCACGCUGAGAAAGCGGAAGAUGUAUGAAGAAUUCCUGAGCAAGGUCUCCAUUUUGGAGUCCCUGGACAAAUGGGAGCGGCUGACAGUGGCUGAUGCACUGGAACCUGUCCAGUUUGAAGAUGGAGAAAAAAUUGUUGUGCAGGGAGAGCCUGGUGAUGACUUCUUCAUUAUUACAGAG
This is a messenger RNA of Pelecanus crispus (Dalmatian pelican), 917 nucleotides long. The record is from RefSeq and is a predicted model, not a curated record. Lineage: Eukaryota; Metazoa; Chordata; Aves; Pelecaniformes; Pelecanidae.